Messenger RNA from Amoebophrya sp. A120, 3491 nucleotides. Lineage: Eukaryota; Dinophyceae; Syndiniales; Amoebophryaceae. The record is from the annotation of a GenBank genome assembly.
AUGAAGUUUCCCGUAUCGAGGUCCGGGUCCAUCUCGACGCGAGACAUUGGCUCAUCAAGUUUUGCAGAUCGCCACCUCGUGGCCUCCGUGCUACUUGGGCCCGUCGAUUUGGAGCGCGUUCAAGUUGUAUCGACAUCAUCUCUUCAGUUGGUGCCUUUAAGGACCGGCUUGCUGCAUGAUUUGCGUUCCCUCCUGUCGCAGCAUUCGCGGGAAUACGUGCGCGCUCACGCGCAGGACGAACUGAACGCCCGGACUCAUUGCGAAGAUGGCACCUACAAUGCUACGAUUUUUAGUAGCGCGGAGGAACUGGCGUCAGUUUUCGCCAACACCAGCGCAAUAUCCGCGCUACUUGCUCCUGCUUCUAGCGCUGCUGUAUCGAUCCCAGCACCGAAAAUGCGGGGACUGGCCCCUUCCACCCUUGGCACUACCAUUGCUGGGUCUACUACGUUUUACUCAGAAACAGGUGACCGAAAAGCAAAACAGGCCGAGAAGGCGAUUUUAGUACGACCAGCCAGCUCUUCAUCCUCCUCGUCUCGCUUGUUGAGCUACACUUCGGGAAGCAUCGUGAAUGGGCAGCAGGCAGCGCCUGAAACUGGGCUGGAGCAUGUGCACUACGUGAACCCAAGCACGCAGCAAGUGACGGUCUGUCCCUUAAAUGUCUGCGUUUACUUGAAAACAAACUUCGGGCGAUGGGUGCAGGUAGAUGCGAAUGGGGAUGUGAAGACGCGCACAACGCACGACUGUGAGCAGACGCAAUGCCUGCACGGUGGCUGGGAGUGCUUUUACUUCACCCAGGAGGGAACCGACGGCCACACGGCCACAGGAGCAAGCACGUUCUUCUUGAAGAACAUGGCGCACGGUAAAUACUUGUGGGGCACGCAGGCUGGCAGCGUGGGCACCCAGAGUUGGGCGCAGACCGGGGAGCGGUGGAGCGUGCUGGUCAAGCAAGCGGAAGACCCGUCGGACAAUCGCAUAACGAUGGCGUACGAGAACUACGAGGUGACCGAAAACGCUGGACAGGCGGACAGCCAGAUGUCGCAGGAGGGCAGCGCGGAUGGCGAUAUCAAGUACGGGCUGAACGGCGAUUGGGAGCGGUUUUUCACCCGGGACAUGUGGGGCAACGCAGCGUGCCACGAACCAAAGCGGCCCAGUCGAGUAUUCACCGGCUUCCACUGUAACGUCGGCCACAAAGUGAAGAUCCGACACUCGCACAGCGGUCGGCUUUUGCACAUGGCGGCCGGCGGAACCGCGGUAGGUGUGGAUCAGCAGAUUUAUCUUCCAGCUACCACUGACACCGAAACGGACAUGAACCUCAACAAAGCGGUGUGGUACAUGACGAAUUGCGGAUUUGACGCCGUCUGCUUCCGCUCGAUGCCAAACAAACACUACUUGUCCGCGGACGGCGGGUCAAAUGUGUGGCGGGUGUCGGGUGAGAGCAGCAUCGCGGGCUGGCACGAUUGGGAAAGAAUGGAAAUGAGAAGCGUCGAGUCUUCUUCUAACACGACGUGCGUGUUCUCCCUGGCGCAUGCGAAGACCCUAUCGGAAAAUCAGUCGGAAGCCGACGCCGACAAAAGAGACCAAAUGCACACAAGUUGCGGCGCAUCGGAACGCUGGGAGAUCGUCGACGCCACGGAUGCCACUCAGCACCGCUGCCACUGGUACACAACUACGACCACAACCUCAACUGCUCCUGUUGUAGCCGCGACGACCGUGACACCAUCGGCGAACGCCACAGCUCCUGCUACGACUACGACGUCACCGACUACAAGCGUACCGACGACUCCAACCGCCACCACAACUGUUCUGUCGUCGCACGGGGUGUGGUACCCACAGGAGCUGCUGAAACGGGCACAGUAUGCAUUGCAAAAGUAUCGUGCUUCUGCUUGUACAAUUCACAUGGUUGGUCAUGGUAGAUUUUUUCGAUUUCAGGGGAGCAACUGUUGUCAUGCGUGUGCAGGGUGGUAUUGGUCUUGGUCAGCAGAUCUAUCACACAGAGUACGACUGCGAUACUUUUGCAACGCAUAAGCAGAGAAGAGGAUACUACGCUGGACCGCCGGGUUGUCGUGUUUGCCGCGACAACGAAGAACUUGCGAGCUACCUGGAUGAAGUUAUCGCCCUGUGCCCCGAAGAGAGCGCGCUGCGGCGUGCAAAUCAACCGGUCGCUUUAUGUGCCUGCCUGAUGAACCACGGCGCCUGCAUGAUGCAGCUGCGAAGCGGUUUAGUUUCGGGUAAGUUGAACUCCCGCCCUGUAAUGCUUGGGGAGACUCUGUGUCCGUUCUAUUGUGCCCACUACAAUUCAACGCCCACCUGCCAUACGUAUCCAGUGAAAGAGUAUCGCGCUGCUAGUACUAUUAGUUUGCAUCAGAUAUAAAUAUAUUUGCUCAGCAUUAAAUGCAAAUGCGGAGAAGUUUGUCGUACUGGCUGACCUUAGGAGCGAGGUUCGUCUUGUUGAUGCUUGAUUGCAAUUCGUACGAAUGCGAUACGACUUUUGCGCAGGAUAAUACGAGAUCAACGCCAAUAUCGAGCUCGGCCUCGUCUGACUUUGGUUCCGCCUGGGCGCCCCGGGGUUACACUCUCGAAGUGGCCUUGCAGCAACAGCCGGACCGAGACACCCUGAGGGCUCUGUUGGCUUGGGGAGAAGGCUUCGAAGGUGAGAUCGUCGCCACAAUGCGGGACGCAUUCUUCCGACGGAACCGAGACACCGCCCCGGAUGCGAUCCGAACUCCAGCGGAGGUGUUUUAUGCAUCCAGCCCCAGCUUCUAUCGCACUGGUGCAAAUACCCCCGGGACAUUGCAGCCGAAUGCGAUGAGUCUACACCUGACGAGUCAAUUCGCAGUCACUGGCUGUGCCCCACUUUUCACCGAGGCCCCGCUCGCUUCUCCUUCGACGACGAGCGGUGGCAGCACGGCGGCCGUGCGUCGCGAAACUGAAGUUCCUGAAGAUGAGCCUAAUCUCAUGCUGCAGAACCGGCUAGGACGACAGCAGCUCCACUCAUCAGCGAAGAAGAUACGGAGAAAACCAUUAUUCUUCAGGCGUCUGGAUCACGAUCCUGGCACACCAGCUGCGACGAGUAGCAGUACCACUGUGCCGAUGUUCAGUCAAGAACUGCUGAGGACCAUGUACACCGCAGACAACUUGCCUUAUCCUGCGGAACGCCCAACACCCCUGCCGCCACGGGCGUACACAUACGACCUCAACAGCGCUGCCUUAGAAGCAUGCCUCAAGCGGACGGGGUCGAGUCUUUUUGUACCCGCCGGCAAACAGUGCUACGUCGCUUGCAGCAGUGACGCGAGUACCGCCGGCGCGUCCUCGAGUAGCAUUUCGUCGGCUGCAGCUUCGCCAGGUAGUAGUUCGGCAGCAAGCUCCACAGCGAACUACUUCUCUUGCCCGGCGGCACAGGCGGAUACUACAGGCGCUGUUGCGGAAGCCGCCACUGCAGGCACGCAAUCGUCUGGCACGGCUUCCACCGCGGACGCCGCGCGAGGUGGGGG